AAAGGGUAAAAGAAGAUUAGAGUAAUCACUCCACCAACUCCCCCUUCCUUCGUAGGUCAUAUAUCAUCCUCUUCCCUCCACACCAACAAUUCCUAAGAAGAAAAUAAGAAGAAAAGAAAAAAGGAAAUGCUUCUCUCUCUCCUCCCUCUCUCUUUUCUCCUCCUUCUCCUCCUCUACAAACUCUACCACCGUCUCCGCUUCAACCUUCCUCCAGGCCCACGCCCGCUUCCCGUCGUCGGUAACCUAUACGACGUCAAACCUGUCCGCUUCAGAUGCUACGCGGACUGGGCCAAGCAGUACGGUCCCAUCAUAUCGGUGUGGUUCGGCUCCACCUUGAACGUGGUUGUCUCCAACACGGAGUUAGCGAGGGAGGUUCUGAAGGAGCACGACCAGAGCCUGGCGGACCGCCACCGGACCAGAUCGGCCGCGAAAUUUAGCCGGGACGGGAAGGACUUGAUUUGGGCGGAUUAUGGACCGCAUUAUGUGAAGGUUAGGAAAGUUUGUACCAUUGAACUCUUCUCUCCCAAACGACUUGAAUCUUUGAGGCCCAUUCGAGAAGAUGAAGUUUCCGCCAUGGUUGAAGAUGUUUUCAACCAUUGCACUAAUCCUGAGAACUAUGGAAAGAGUUUGAAGCUUCGGGAAUUUCUGGGAGCAGUUUCAUUCAACAACAUCACAAGGCUUGCUUUUGGGAAGAGAUUUGUGAACUCCAAUGGCGUUUUGGACGAACAGGGCUUGGAAUUCAAGGCUAUUGUCGCCAAUGGCCUCAAGCUCGGCGCCUCCCUUGCCAUGGCUGAGCACAUUCCUUGGCUCCGUUGGAUGUUCCCUCUCGAAGAAGAAGCCUUCGCCAAGCAUGGCGCCCGUCGCGACCGCCUCACUCGGGCUAUCAUGGAUGAGCAUACCAAAGCUCGCACCUUGAGCGGUAAUGUCAAGAAUCACUUCGUUGAUGCUCUCCUCACUCUCAAAGACAAGUAUGAUCUCAGCGAAGAUACUAUCAUUGGCCUCCUUUGGGAUAUGAUCACAGCCGGCAUGGACACGACAGCGAUUUCAGUGGAAUGGGCAAUGGCGGAGAUCGUAAGAAACCCUAGAGUUCAGAAGAAAGUACAGGAAGAACUAGACAAAGUGAUUGGAGUAGAUCGAAUCAUGACAGAGAACGAUUUCUCAAAUCUUCCAUAUCUUCAAUGCGUCGUAAAAGAGGCAAUGAGAUUACAUCCACCGACGCCAUUGAUGCUGCCACACCGAUCCAACGCCAACGUCAAGAUCGGCGGGUACGACAUCCCCAAAGGCUCAAACGUGCACGUUAACGUCUGGGCAGUAGCACGUGACCCAGCAGUAUGGAAGAACCCGGAGGAAUUCCGGCCGGAGCGAUUCCUAGAAGAGGAUGUAGACAUGAAAGGACACGAUCUCCGACUGCUGCCGUUCGGAGCAGGGCGGAGGGUUUGUCCAGGGGCUCAAUUGGGGAUCAAUUUGGUGACAUCCAUGUUGGGGCAUCUACUUCAUCACUUUGAAUGGACGCCGGCGCCGGGGAUGAAGGGGGAGGAGAUGGACAUGACAGAGAGCCCUGGAUUGGUGUCGUACAUGAAAACGCCGGUGGAGGCUGUGGCCACUCCAAGGCUGGAUUCUAGAUUGUACAAACGUGUGGCUGUGGACAUGUAAGUUGUUGAGUUGAUCUUCGUGUUGUUUUUUUUUUCUAAUGUUACUAAAAAUGGGUUCUUGUUGGUUGGAAUGAAACUGAGGUUGAAGAUUUGUUUUUGUGUGUUAUGGAAAAAUCAUGGUUUUGUAAAUCUUUGCAGGGGAACCAUAAACCAUGAUGAAAGAAACAACAGAUUGGUUUCAAAUUUCAA
Molecule: messenger RNA, 1841 nt
Organism: Cucumis melo (muskmelon)
Lineage: Eukaryota; Viridiplantae; Streptophyta; Magnoliopsida; Cucurbitales; Cucurbitaceae
Product: cytochrome P450 98A2
Exons: 3
Coding region: 127-1653 (508 amino acids)
Molecular function (GO): monooxygenase activity; heme binding; oxidoreductase activity, acting on paired donors, with incorporation or reduction of molecular oxygen
Source: RefSeq, a predicted model, not a curated record